Molecule: messenger RNA, 399 nt
Organism: Caenorhabditis remanei
Lineage: Eukaryota; Metazoa; Nematoda; Chromadorea; Rhabditida; Rhabditidae
Exons: 3
Coding region: 1-399 (132 amino acids)
Source: RefSeq, a predicted model, not a curated record
AUGGCACAUUCUGAUGAAAUGAAAGCUGCAAUGUUUGCUUUUUUUUUUCUGGAUACGUUUCCUCCAGAGGAAGUAGAAAACGUGAAGAAAAGAUACAACGCUGGAGACGCUGAUACUAUAAAGGGUGUGAAAAGACACUGCCCAUACUUUGUCGAUACCGACGCUUAUGCAAAAGGCAAUAAGGAUUUGAACAGCUACAAAAUUUGCUGUGAAGUGUUCGACUACUGCUCGUUCUACGUUCAGACAUGGUUCUACUUAGUCUGUGGAGGUGUUGCUCUUCUCAUCGUCAUUAUUCUGAUUGUCGUCUUUUUCUUUUGUUGUAAGAAAAGAGGUCGUGGUGGUAGUGAAGAUGUGGAAUCGAUCGAGACAAGUGAUGCUACUGACAAAGAGGAUUAUUGA